AUGGUGACUAUCCGUAAUUGGCGUAAAACUAAGCACGCCCUCCCCGACGCCGACCCGGACGCAGCUCCUUGCCACCCCGGAGCUGAUGGCUGGGUUAGCACUGACGGCAAACUCAUGUGUGAGUGUGGUGCUGUGGUCAAAAAUGAUUCACACUGCAUUUCUUCGCACUUGACUAAAGUCCACAACCCCAGCUCGGCCUACCAGAAGACGCAGUUUAAGCUGGACGGUAUGGUUUGGGCAUGCCCCGAUUGCGAUUCACACCAUCGCAAUUGGAAUGCGCUGCUGGCUCAUUACCGUCGUCAUCCCCAUGACUUCAGAGGAGAUUCCUCCGGGUUACGGGAUCAAUCAGAUCCCUACAAACCGGAGAGCAGCUUAGAUGAAGCCUUCAUCGCCUUCAUCGCUCGAGCACGAUUAGCAAACCAGAUUCACUAG
Molecule: messenger RNA, 432 nt
Organism: Annulohypoxylon truncatum
Lineage: Eukaryota; Fungi; Ascomycota; Sordariomycetes; Xylariales; Hypoxylaceae
Exons: 2
Coding region: 1-432 (143 amino acids)
Source: RefSeq, a predicted model, not a curated record